This is a messenger RNA of Adineta steineri, 960 nucleotides long. Lineage: Eukaryota; Metazoa; Rotifera; Eurotatoria; Adinetida; Adinetidae. The record is from the annotation of a GenBank genome assembly.
AUGAUUAGUGAUCAAACUAAAAUAAAUGGUUUUAUACUUAGUUCGAUUUCUCUUGGCUUUAAUACAUUUGCAUGUUUAAUAUCAUGCAUAAUUUCUCUUAUUAUUCUAUAUCAUCUUUAUUAUAAUCAUGUUAAACGUGAAGAUAAAAUAACUGUUGUUCUUUGUAGUCAUAUAUAUCUAACACUUUUAAUUAAUGGAAUAAUAUUUAUGUCAAUGAAUAUUCGAUCAAUACUGGGUGAUUUGUAUAAUCAAUCUUUUGAUUCAUCAUGGUGUAUUCUUUCAGGAUAUUUAUCUCUCGUAUUGGUUGGUAUGCUAUCCUGGAAUUUCCUAAACCAGGCAUUUUAUCGUCUCAUUCGAAUCGUUUAUUUUCAAAAUCGGCGAUUUCAAUCUUUAAAAUUAUAUAUAGUUUUACCAGUUAUAGAAUUAAUAAUAACAACAUCAAUUUUUCUAUGUGUUCUUCUACCUUUGAAUGGUGUAACAUAUUCGCCAAAUGAUUACUUUUGUUGUGCAACAUUCACAAAUAUUCCUGGCAUGCUUUCUUUAUCAUUCGUUGCUUAUAUAUGUCCAUUGUGUUGUAUAUUAUUUAUUUAUAUUCAUAUAACAAGAUUUAUUCAUCAUCAAGGAAAUAUUCCAACGUUAAUAAUCAAACAACGACAAUCUCGAGACUUACUUAUUAUGCGACGUAUUUUAGUAAUUGUUAGUUUAUUACUUCUUCUUGGAAUGCCUGCAUUGAUUCUUGUAACUAUGUUCAUAAUAACAGGUGAAGAGAAUCCAAUACUUAUUCGAAUUUCAUAUUUCUCGGCUAGUGUAUCUCAAAUAGGACUGAGUGUAGCAUUAGUUUUUUCUAUUCCACAACUAAAAAAUAUUAUUCUAAACUUACGAAGAACAAAUAUAGUGAUGCCUUUUAAUCGAACUAUUCAAGGCACAAUGCAAAUGAGAACGAUUGUUGGUAUUCAAUAA